GGGAGCGGGGCUGUUGAUAUCAAUAUGGCGGUUGUCAGCCAGACAAAGACAGUCAGUCUGAUGUGAUUGAGACAAGGGAGGUUUUCAGGGGGGAGACUGGGAGAGUGGGGCCUCCCCUCCCCCUUCUCCUCUUCCUGUGCGGGCCUCCGGCCCUCCCCAGCCCCUCCCGACGGGCGGCCCCGCACGGAAGGCACCCCUCCCCCCUCCCGCCUCCCUCCUCCCGCCUCAGCCCUCGGCGCCGGGACGCUGGGGAGGGGGCCGUGCCGGGCGAGGGAACUCCGCGCGGUUCCGAGAAUGGUAAAUAAAGCUGACCGUCUCUGGACAGAAUACUAACCCUCCUCAUGUAAAGUAUGCUCAGUUCCUUUCCAGUGGUUUUGCUGGAAACCAUGUCUCACUAUACAGAUGAGCCCAGAUUUACCAUAGAACAGAUAGAUCUGCUUCAGCGCCUCCGGCGCACUGGAAUGACUAAACAUGAAGUUCUCCAUGCCUUGGAAACAUUGGACCGUCUUGACCAAGAGCAUAGUGACAAGUUUGGAAGAAGGCCCAGCUAUGGAGGAAGUUCAUAUGGGAACAGCACCAACAAUGUUCCAGCCUCUUCCUCUACAGCGACGGCUUCUACACAGACACAGCAUUCGGGAAUGUCCCCCUCGCCUAGCAACAGUUAUGAUACCUCCCCACAGCCUUGCACUACCAAUCAAAAUGGGAGGGAGAACAGCGAGCGAUUGUCCAUAUCAAAUGGGAAGAUGUCUCCAACUCGCUACCAUGCAAAUAGCAUGGGUCAGAGGUCAUACAGUUUUGAAGCCUCAGAAGAGGACCUCGAUGUAGAUGAUAAAGUGGAGGAACUGAUGAGGAGGGACAGCAGUGUGAUAAAAGAGGAAAUCAAAGCCUUUCUUGCCAAUCGGAGGAUUUCCCAAGCAGUUGUUGCACAGGUAACAGGCAUCAGUCAGAGCCGGAUCUCACACUGGCUGUUGCAGCAGGGCUCAGACCUUAGUGAACAGAAGAAAAGAGCCUUCUACCGAUGGUACCAGCUCGAGAAGACAAACCCUGGGGCUACAUUAAGUAUGAGACCUGCCCCCAUUUCAAUAGAGGACCUUGAAUGGAGACAAACACCUCCCCCUGUCUCCGCCACAUCUGGGACCUUCCGUCUCCGACGAGGAAGUCGAUUUACCUGGAGAAAGGAGUGUUUGGCUGUCAUGGAAAGCUAUUUCAAUGAGAAUCAAUACCCCGACGAAGCAAAGAGAGAAGAAAUUGCUAAUGCUUGCAAUGCAGUUAUACAGAAACCAGGCAAAAAACUGUCUGAUCUGGAACGAGUUACCUCCCUGAAAGUAUAUAAUUGGUUUGCUAAUAGACGGAAGGAAAUCAAGAGGAGAGCCAAUAUCGAAGCAGCAAUCCUGGAGAGUCAUGGGAUAGACGUACAAAGUCCCGGAGGCCAUUCUAACAGUGAUGACGUGGACGGCAACGACUACUCCGAGCAGGAUACUUGGCAAGUACGCAAUGGGGAGGAGGAGGAGGGAAGAAGUUCAGAGGGAGGCAGAGAAGCAGAGAAGGACGACAGCACGAGCCAUAGUGACCACCAAGACCCCAUCUCAUUAGCUGUGGAGAUGGCAGCAGUCAACCAUACUAUCUUGGCACUGGCCCGACAAGGAGCCAACGAAAUCAAGACAGAGGCCCUGGAUGAUGACUGAUCAGGGAGGGUUAAACGUGACAAGUUAACUUAGUUUAGACGUAGCACCUUAGCAGACUUUCCUCGGUCCUUAACAUGUGUUCUUACAGUAUAACUUGCAGUUUCUUGUAUGUCAGGUAGCCGUUAGGGUCUUGUUCUGUGAAGAUGGCAUGGUGCCCUCAGCCUUUGCAUAUACUCUCUCAGUAUUAAAAUCCCAGUAAGUAAUAACCAACCAACCAACCAACCAGACUCCCCUUUCCCAGGCUAGAAAAUCUUGCUGCUCCGUCUUAGCAUUCUAAGAAAGUGCUUCCAGGUGUUUAGAUAACCCUCAGUCCUCAACUAUUAGGCCAUGUGUAAAAUCUCGGGUACCUUUAGAUUCAUGGAACACUAGUCUGUAACCCCUUUUUCUGCCCCAAGACUGACAGGAUGCAAGCUGAGGUAGUGGCACAGGGUUGACACGCCAUGUGGGGAGUGCCCGCCGCGUGAAGGAAGACUAGAACCCCCCAGCAGGAACCCGCCGACUCCGCUGCAAUAAGCCGUGCCUCCCAGUCACACUGUGGCUAGACUCCUUUGGGUGCUGUGCUAAGAAUGGUGACGGAUAUUUAGCUCAGAUAUUGGUUGAUGUUAACGUGGCUGACCCAGACGUUCUUUCCUCUCACAAGCUGUGUGACUUAAUAGAUAACAAUACUGCCUUCUGCCUUUGGGACCAUGAUUCAAAACAAAACGAAGAGAUAAAAAAAAAAUGUUAUACAAAAACCAGCUUGAGAGCAUUGGGGGAAAAAAGAGUGAGCUGAAUGUUUCAUGGAUGCUAAGACCAGUUCUCAGAAUCACUGUACAUUCCACGGCACGGUUAGCGUGCCUGCCUGGGAAAGGCCGGGACAGUUGCGUGGAAGCUGCUUCGCUUUACUGUCCGUUUCCCCUGUCCCUGCUACCAAAAAAAGGUCUUUCAAGGAUGAAGCUAAGGUCAAAAAUAAGUGGAAGAAUAGUCCUUGUGCCCAGAGCUGACAGAGGACUGUGUAGGGGUUCCUGCUGACUAUCACGCAUACACAUGCUCGCCGAAUUAGGAGCACAGAAGAGCAGGGGACGCUUACCACUUACCUUGUGGGUGUAUGUGUGGGUCUCUUUUCUCUGUCCUUGGAGAGGUGUGAAAAGCUAUAUUGCUACAGGCAAUUUAUUCAAUAAUUGGAAGCCAUAUUGAUAAUGGAUGUGGUAAUAUUUGUAAAGUUUAAUCUACUUUAAGUGGCAGUAACUAAUGGAAUUUUUUUUCCUCAAUCACAUAUGUAGCACUUUUGUUACUUUUUAAAGAUAUUUAUAUUUGAUAAAUCUUUUCAUUUUGAGAACUCAAAAUACCAAACAGUGAACUUGCGUUAUAAAGUCACCCUGCGCUCACCGUGUCAUCUCGUAGCAAAAUGAUGAACUAUUCAUGCAUCAAAGAAAAUGACAUCUGCUGGCCUUGUAUGAAAAUGAUCUCCUGGCGCCCUGAUUAAAUGGCACUGUCACUGUAGGUAAGAGGAAGCCGCCUCCAGGGCAGCGCGUGGGGUGGCGUGCAGCUCCGGGGCCCAGCUCUCCCCCGCCUGUCUGACGAGGCCUUGUUUCAAGGGGAGUGCGGGAGCUGAUUGAGCAGGGCUUCUGUCUUUCUGUCCAUUGCCUGAAAUCGUCUGUCCAAUGGAAAGAACAUGCCAUUUCCUCUCCUUGUUAUCUCCUCCCUAACUCUUGGGAGGUGGGAGGGGAUUGACCCUCCUCACUCGUCCCCCUUUGUGGUUCGUAGGACAGUAGCUGCCGAAGUUCUGCUGGUCUCACUGCUCUUAAGGCACACAGUGACUGGGUCGUCCCCUCAGCUGUGAACUUGGCUCACGGAGGUGUGACAAGGAGAGGGCGGGGCGAGGGUGUGCCUUCCCCACACCUGUCACUGGGGGCUGGACUCCUGUUUGUGCAUUUGGGAAAGGGAGAGAUACCAAGUCUUUCCAGCUUCCAAGAGUGAAGUGAAAUGGAGCGAUCUUCUUCUGUGUUACUUGAGUCACCAGAUUCAAGGGUAGCAUUUGUUAAUCUCAGGAAUGACACUCUCCUACCCCUUCUCCCCAGCCCACACACCUACUCACAUUCCUUCGUGGCUUUACUUUGUAUUUCAGUUAGGAAAUUGAGCUAUUUCUUUCAUUUUAAUAUAUUAGAAGAACUACUGUAUCUUUCUGUUUCGAUGGAGUUUUGUCUGCUUAUUCUUAGUGGACUCAGAAAGAGCAGAAGAAAAAGAAGAAAAUAUAUAUAUAUAUAUAUUCUGUGAUGAGCCACAUCCAUGAUUUAUUGUAAGGAGAUUAUUGUAAUUGAUAGCUUCUUUAUGAUGGGAUUCCUAGUGUCAUUUGUUCUUGCUAGAGUUUUCAAAGGAGCAGACUCAGAUAUUUAAAACAGCUGCAGUUCCUAAAGAAACAGUGAUUGCCACAGGACAGCUAAAAUGCUUCACUGUUGUGAGACCUUGAAGGAAGACCGAAGGAGAGUCUUGGGAGUCGGGUCAGUGCAGACGGGCUGCCUUGGAGAAUGGCACCAUGGUGAGCUGGGUGGGAAAUGGCAGAAAGCCUCUCGCCCGCCCGCAGUCCUUCAGACCACAGCCUUACAGAGAACUUGAGCUUUUUCACCAACAAGAAGAAUUUACUUCUUUAGGGUCAAGACUUAAAUCUCCCAUUAGUUUUCUCUUUGUCGCCAGGUCAAAUUCUAUGUUGUCCAGUACCACCUAAGUUUUUAUAAUGGUGCCUAGACCUGCCAUAUUUGAUUUCUUAUUCCUUUGGUAAUAAACUUUUUCCUUAAGCUUUUUCAGGUUUUAGGUGUGAUGUUAAAAAAGAAACUCUAGCCAGGCACUAAUGGCUUAUGCCUAUAAUCCUAGCUACUCAGGAGGCUGAAAUCUGAAAAUCACAGUUUGAAGCCAGCCUGGGUAGGAAAGUCCAUGAAACU
Messenger RNA from Perognathus longimembris pacificus (Pacific pocket mouse), 4603 nucleotides. RefSeq names its product homeobox containing 1 (gene Hmbox1). The transcript has 11 exons. Gene Ontology annotation, cellular component: nucleus. NCBI's taxonomy places the organism in Eukaryota, Metazoa, Chordata, Mammalia, Rodentia, Heteromyidae. Bases 351 to 1685 code for a protein of 444 amino acids. Gene Ontology annotation, molecular function: double-stranded telomeric DNA binding. The record is from RefSeq and is a predicted model, not a curated record. Gene Ontology annotation, biological process: positive regulation of DNA-templated transcription.